AUGGCGCUGCAGCCCGAGGAGCUGGACCUGAGCUUCCUGACGGAGGAGGAGCGCGGCUGCAUCGCCCGCGUCCUGCAGCGGGACUGGCAGCUCCGUCGGCGGGAGGAGGGCCGCGUCAGCAAACUCCGCAAGUCGGUGUCGGACCCGGCGCGGCUGCGGAGCCUCACCGGGGACUGGUUCAGCGACGCCCGCGCCCAGCGCCACCAGCACCCGCUGGGCUCCGACCUGGUGCGGGCCUCCAUCCGCCGCAGGAGGCGGCCCCGGGGAACGGGGGAGCUGGAGCGCGGCCCCAGCCUGGAGGCCAUCGAUGAGCCGCUGGCAGAGGACAGGGAGGAUGAGGAUGGUGCCUUGGAGACGGACGCGAGUGUCUCCCACUGUCCUGGUGUCUGUCUGUCCACCAUCCAGGCCAAACUCACGGUGGUCUCUUCCCGCAGUUCCCCCGCCAAGGAGGUGCAGGAGGCCACGGAGCCCCAGCCCAGCCCCCCCGGCCCGGCUGUGGAGGGGAGCCCGGGGUCACAGCCCGUGCUGCAGGGUGACAGCCCCCCGAGGGAGCAGGACAGCCCAGGUGACACGGGGGGUCCCUCCCUGGGCCCGAGCAGCACCGAGGAGGAGGAGGAGGAGGAGGAAGAGCCAGACUCGGCACAGAGCAGCCACAGCGCUGGGCAGAGACCAGAGACCCCCCAGACGGAUCAGACGCCCCCAGACCCACUGGCCCCACCGAACGGCCACACGCCCCCGAGGCUGCUGAGCAGCUGCUCCUCUGUGUCCAGCCUCAGCUCCUCCACGCUGAGCGGGAGCCUGAUGAGCCUGUACAGCGAGGGGGAGCUGGGCCGGGUGCCCGUGCGGGGCUGCGUGCAGUUCUCCCUGCGCUACCAGGCGGCCGAGAAGGAGCUGCAGGUGCACGUCCUGCGCUGCCGCCAGCUGGCCGAGGCCAAGAAGCAGCGCUCGGACCCGUACAUCAAGACCUACCUGCUGCCCGACAAGUCCAACCGCAGCAAACGCAAGACCGCCGUGAGGAAGAGGAGCUUGGACCCCGUCUUCAACGAGACCCUCAAGUACAAGCUGGAGAAGAGGGACCUGCAGGGCCGGACCCUGAACCUGUCCGUGUGGCACCACGACAGCCUGGGCAGGAACCUCUUCCUGGGCGAGGUGGAGGUGGCGCUGGGCACCUGGGACUGGGCCAACACGCGGCCCGAGUGGUUCAGCCUGCAGCCACGGAUGCCCAUCCCCUCGGACGGGCUGGCCAGCCGUGGCAGCCUCAACCUGGCACUCAAGUUCAUCCCUGCUGGCUCGGAAGGAGCGGGGAUGCCGCCCACGGGCGAGCUGCACAUCUGGGUGAAGGAUGCUCAGGGCCUCAUCCCGCUGCAGAGCGGCACCGUGGACGCCUUCGUGCAGUGCUACGUGCUGCCCGACGACAGCAAGGCCAGCCGGCAGAAGACGCGGGUGGUGAAGCGCAGCCUGAACCCCCUCUUCAACCACACCAUGGUGUACGACGGCUUCCAGGCCAGGGACCUGGCCGAGGCCUGCGCCGAGUUCACCCUCUGGCACCACGAGGCCUUCUCCAAACGGCAGCUGGGCGGCAUCCGCCUCAGCCUGGGCACCGGCAGCAGCUACGGGCUGCCCGUGGGCUGGAUGGACUCCACGGCCGAGGAGCAGAGCGUGUGGCAGCAGCUGCUGCAGCAGCCCCGGCGCUGGGUGGAGGCGCUGCUGCCCCUGCGCACCGACCUGGUGCCCCGCGGGUAGCCCCCAGACCCACGGAGCGCCGGGGCCGUGGGACUGCGGGGUCCGGGCGGGCUGGGGUCUGUGCCCUCCCUCAGCAGCAAUGAAGGGGCACCAGAGGGCACAGCUGGCGGCUGUUCAUUGCUGUGGGCACCUCUGGCGGCUGUUCAUUGCCCUGGCCAGCAUCCCCUGCCUUCUCCCUCCGCUGUGGGGCUGGAGCUGCUGCGCCCCACUGCUCCCGGUGUGGGGCUGGAGGUGUCUGUAUGGGGUUUGGGGCACCUGGGGGGACUGGAGUCACGCACUCAUCCUCACAGAACAAACCCCUCUCUCAAACUUCUCCACAUCCCUGGGGUACUUUAACCCUUUAAUCCACUGCCUAAGCAUAACUAAUUUCCUCAACGGAGGACAAAACUUU
Molecule: messenger RNA, 2134 nt
Organism: Melospiza melodia melodia
Lineage: Eukaryota; Metazoa; Chordata; Aves; Passeriformes; Passerellidae
Gene: SYTL1
Product: synaptotagmin like 1
Exons: 14
Coding region: 1-1743 (580 amino acids)
Biological process (GO): intracellular protein transport; exocytosis
Cellular component (GO): exocytic vesicle; plasma membrane
Molecular function (GO): small GTPase binding; neurexin family protein binding
Source: RefSeq, a predicted model, not a curated record